GUGUCUGAGCGGCUCGUAGACGCGAAUCCAACCCGCAGUCACUGAACCCAGGAGCAUCUGUAUGAACAAUGAACCGGCUGACUUGGAAGGAAAUGAUUUGGUGAACGCGGAGAUGAAGAGGACGUUUGAGGAGUGUCGAGAUGAUGGGAUUGUACAACGGCACUGAUUUAGCUGGAUAGCUGUGGUGUAAAUGACCUCUAACGGUACAAGGAAUUAGUCAUUUCUAAUACUUUGUUGUCUGCAAAGCCAAUCCUCUUACAGACUCUGAUAGAGCGUUACAUUGGCGGACUUGCAUUUGCUUGUUGAUGAACUUUCACAGUAUCGUCAUUAAAAUAGGCUACACGUCUUUACCUUAUAGUGUCUUAAUUUAUUUAUUUACAUGGAUAUGUGAUUAUUGAAUGGCCUACAGUAUACUAGAUCUGACCAAAGAGCUGAAUAGUUACAGCAAAGUCAUUCCUUAUUCCAUAAAGAUUUUUUUUUGUACUUCACUGGGCAAAUUGGUGCUCCAAUUUGUUAGCAGAUCACCUUUAGAUUUAACCCCAUUAAAUCCUGCAUUGACAUUUUGAGAUAUUUGUGGCACAAGCUGCUUGGUGUCAUGAGUUGGCCAUCUGUUGUGGAAACCUACUUAAACCUGCAAGCAGAUUAACCAGUGAGAGGUCCAAGGCAUCAGUCUGGACAUUUCUGUGCCUGGACUCGGUUGGCUUCCUGGUUGAGGGAUGCUGAGGGUCACCAUGGGCUCAGUGGAGCAGAGAGAUGAGGAGCAGGAGGAUGAAGGUGAAGAAGAGUUAAGGGAUGGAGGGGUGCCUUUCUAUGUGAACAGAGGAGGCCUACCGGUGGAUGAGGAGACUUGGGAGAGGAUGUGGCGCCAUGUGGCUCGAAUACACCCCAACGGUGAAGCGUUGGGGAAGGAGAUCCGGGUUGCCUCUGACCUGCCCAAGAUUCCAAUACCGAGUGUGCCUACAUACCAACCUACCAACACGAUCCCACAGCGCCUGGAAGCCAUACAGAAAUACAUCAGGGAAUUGCAGUACAAUCACACGGGAACACAGUUUUUUGAAAUUAAGAAGAGCCGGCCUCUUACAGCGUUGAUGGACAUUGCUAAAGAGAUGACGCGGGAGGCUCUGCCAAUCAAAUGCCUGGAGGCGGUGAUCCUGGGGAUUUACCUCACCAACAACAUGCCCGGUGUGGAGCGCUUCCCCCUCAGCUUUCAGUCUCAGUUCUCAGGGAACAACUUCCACCACAUUGUGCUGGGAGUUCACAUCGGGGGGCGCUUCGGCGCGCUGGGCAUCAGCCGUAGGGAGGACCUCAUGUUCAAGCCCUUGGAGUUCCGGACACUGAUGGACUUGGUGCAAGAAUUCGAAGGAGCCUACAGGGGCUACUGGCACACCCUGCGCAAGGUCAGGAUUGGCCAGUACGUGUCCCACGACCCUCACAGCGUGGAGCAGAUAGAAUGGAAACAUUCAAUACUAGAUGUAGACAAGCUGACCAAGGAGGAGCUACGGAAGGAGCUGGAGAGACACACUCGAGACAUGAGGCUGAAGAUAGGAAAGCCUGCACCACCCUCUCCCACCAAAGACAGGAGAAACAGCAUGGGUUCACCCCUCAGAGGACCAAGCAGCCCCAUACGUAGGAUCAGCCGCGUUGAGAGACGUCCUUCCGGAGAGAAGAAGGUUUUGGAGCAAAAAUCGGCUGCAGACAUGAAUGGAUACCAGAUUCGAGUCUGAGGAAUUUUAGCUUGCUUGUCGAGUUACAAGGUACCAAACACUUGUUUCACAGAGCCACUGAUUUACUCUGAGGCUUAAUUCUUUGUACACAUUGGCCUAUUAACGGGAUGCACUGUCGAAUAGGUCACCAGCAACUUUUCUUUUUCAAAACAAAUGCCUCAUUCAGCUUCCCUAUGUCUGUGUUGUUCGAGGCUAUUUCUGGAGCAGUUACUGUGCAUAGUAAUUGGUGCUGGCAACGUUCCCAAAUUAUAAAAAGUGCAGUACUUUGUUAACAUUUUUAUACAACUGGAGUUUUACAAACUCAACACAACGAGAAAUAUGACUCCUCACCGAGGCUGGGCGAGACUACCACUCAGUGUAAAUGUGCUACUGGACAUAUCAUAGGUCUCUGUGGUGUUAUUAUUAUGUUCAACAAAAGCUCUUAAGACUCGUCUGGAGGCUGUAUUGUCGUACUGUAAGUGUGCACAUGUAAUGUAAUUUUAAAUUCACUUAGGCUCUGCUGGGCAGUAAUCGCUUGCGUAGUGACUAGUUUGCAAACCACUACCCUUGUGCCUUGUAUGAAAACUCAAAGAGAAGAAAAAUACUUUUUAUAUCCACCCCAUUAUUCUCAUUGUCUAACUAAAUACAAAGCAGUGUAAUCUCUGCUCUUUCAAAAUACUGAAAGUGAAUGAAGUAAAUUGUGUGAGACGUCUAAUAUCCAGAUGCUAGCAUGUUUAGCAUUCUAUUUACCUUAUCAAGACUGAAUAUGGGAUUGAAUAUUAAGUAUACAAAAGUAUAUUUAAGAUUAUGAGGGAUAUGAUAAACAUGAGUUAAUUUGGCUGCUGAAUAUAUGAACCAGAACAAUUAUCAAGGUGACUCCUGGCAAUGCAUCUGACUCACCUCAUCUGGACUUAAUGUAGAUGUAAAGUAACGAGAAGUCUGUUUAUAUGUACUGUAUAGCUGCUUUAUAUAUAUUGUUUCUAACUUUUAUUAGUAGCAACUUCAUCCGAUAUUUCACUUGCCUAAAGUGGUACAACUUCCAGUUCAGCUAAUGUGUAAAGAAGUUUGUUUACAGUACUUUUAUCUGCAUUUUGUAUUUUUUUAAUUGGAAAUACUGUCAUUUUAUACUCCAUUCAGUGUUGGUGAUCACCAGUAGACCAAUAUUUACCACACACUGUUUUGAAAGUGUUGCCACAGCCAACAUUUUAAUGUGUAUAGUAGCUGUUGUCCAUUUUCAUUUCAGUGCUCUAUAACACAAUUGUUUUUUUUUUACCAAAAGACUGUUGAUUUACAGGAUCACA
Molecule: messenger RNA, 3004 nt
Organism: Perca flavescens (yellow perch)
Lineage: Eukaryota; Metazoa; Chordata; Actinopteri; Perciformes; Percidae
Gene: vash1
Product: vasohibin 1
Exons: 7
Coding region: 717-1724 (335 amino acids)
Biological process (GO): regulation of angiogenesis
Cellular component (GO): cytoplasm
Source: RefSeq, a predicted model, not a curated record